Messenger RNA from Mizuhopecten yessoensis (Yesso scallop), 2749 nucleotides. Its product is annotated as neuronal acetylcholine receptor subunit alpha-6-like. Gene Ontology annotation, biological process: monoatomic ion transmembrane transport; chemical synaptic transmission; regulation of membrane potential. The record is from RefSeq and is a predicted model, not a curated record. Gene Ontology annotation, cellular component: membrane; synapse; neuron projection. NCBI's taxonomy places the organism in Eukaryota, Metazoa, Mollusca, Bivalvia, Pectinida, Pectinidae. The coding region runs from base 165 to 1502 and encodes 445 amino acids. Gene Ontology annotation, molecular function: transmembrane signaling receptor activity; extracellular ligand-gated monoatomic ion channel activity; neurotransmitter receptor activity. The transcript is spliced from 6 exons.
AUGGAUACAAAAGGACACAGACAUCCAGACACCUAUAUACUACUGCGUAUAUCUUUUUGAAACAUACUUACACUAGCCAAUCGUACAGCAGUAAUGAGCAGUCUUAUGCUGUGAUAUGUCCUUAUCCUCCACAAAAUAGCCGCUACGGUUUCUAACUUAGGAACAUGCAACCUUUCGGAGUAAUCGUUUUUAUACUGAGUUAUGUGGUUUGUACGAGAGCUGUGUUUACUACGACACAUGCUAAUAAUAUCCAUACCGCCGUACUUACCAACUACAAUUUCCUGGUCCGACCUUCGGACACCGUCACGGUCAGGGCCGAAUUAAGUGUGCUAUCCAUCAACACUGUAGACAUCCGAACACAGAUGAUGUCGACAUCAGGAUGGAUAUCUUUCUAUUGGACCGACAGUCGUCUCACAUGGACACCCGCGACCUACGGAGACAUAGAAUACAUUUAUCUGGAUUCGACCAGGAUAUGGAAACCUGAACUAGUCGUAGAUAACACGGUCGGUGAAAUAAACAUCCUGGGGUCAUCGGAUCUGCUGUUUCGGGUGAAGUAUAACGGAGAGGUAAAGUGGGACCCACUAGGAGUCUACGAAACCAAAUGUGAAAUAGACAUAACUUGGUACCCAUUCGACAAGCAGACGUGUAGCAUCGAGCUCACAAGCUGGGGCUUCAUAUCAAGUCACGUGACAUUGGAACAUCUCGUGACAUACGUCAACACAGAGGAUUAUGAACUCAAUGGGGAGUGGCAACUGAUAAAGAACGAAAUUUCGUCUAGUCAACUGGUAGAGGAAGGAGAGACAUUCUCCCAGCUGUUGUUUACAAUGGAGAUUCAACGUAGAUCGGGAUAUUAUAUUCUCAAUGUUAUAUUCCCAAUAACGUUGGUUGCCGUGUUAACGACAGUUACGUUCCUAUUGCCAGCCGACUCGGGCGAGAAGAUAUCGUAUAUCCUUACCAUUCUAUUAGCUUUGGCUGUUCUUCUCACACUUAUAGCCGACGCCAUGCCGACCACGUCUCUCCAUACUUCUGUCAUGGGUGUGUUCCUGGCUAUGACAUUGGGCUACUCCACGAUUGCUAUUGUCAUCACCGUCCUCAACCUCCGCCUCCAGGUAAAACCAGAAGGCACUAAGGUACCGAGAUGGCUCCAGAGAAUCUGCAGUGGUUGCCUUGUCAAACUUGUAUGCUACAGAAAAGACGAAGUUGUCCAACUUCAACCAGGCAAAGGGGAAGCGGGGUAUGUCAAAAAGGAGACAAACAUUAAAAAGAUAAUGAAAGAAAAGCUUCAAAGAAAAUCGGCUACCACAGCGUGGAAAGCGGACGACGACACAGCGAAGAGGAGCGACGAUGAGAACCCGGAUGGUUACGAUGACUUCCCUUACAACAAUAAGGAGGUUGCCGAAAUCAUUGAUCGCUUCUUCUUUUUCCUUUUCGCAGCGGUGAAUGUGUUUACAACAACCGGCUUUCUGAUGGUGCUGGGCAUUGGAUCUACGCUAGCCUCGUAGUUGUCAUUGGGAUUUCAAUACACAACCGAGAUUUUAUGGCAAAUUCGGAUUAAGACACGUUUCUUCUUAUUCAUGAUUGACAUUGCAAUUACUAUAUCAACUAACUUUCACUGUCUUUCAAACAAUCUGAGAUCUAGAUAAUUAGCCGUCAACAUCAGAAUGACCUCUAUCUUGAGACACCACUCUACGAAAUGGAUUCUACGUCGCCGUCCUGGUUAGACGACAUUCUGAUACAUUUGUUAAAUGUACUGUUUUGCAAACAAAUUCAUAUAUAUUUGUUUCAAUGCGUUACUCGAAUUAACCGAGUUAAAACUGUUUUUAAUCCGAGAGAAUAAUAAUCUGUGACGUUGGAUUGCUGAAAAUCCCAGUGAUACCACCAAAACCAUUCUGGCCACUGUUUUACAUUUGUUAUCAAAUACAUAAGCAAGUAUUUUGAACCAAGUGGAGUGUGAAUACAGGUGAUGUGUGCCACAUGAGAUAAAAUUCAUCCAAUUUAUACAGCUUUGUCGUAUAUUUUCCGAUUUGAGUUGUAGAUAAAUGCAAGGUUAUUAACUCUAGGUAACGUAAGUUAAGGAUACAGAGAGGCCAUUGUAUGGCUCUCUGUUAAAUAACAUAUAUGUUUUACUAGUACGCCAGAAAACUGAUGCUAGUGUUAUUCACGAGUGCGAAGCUAAUGAAACAUCCCCCAGCCGAACGUUUCAACAAAUAUUUCUUACGUUUGUGCAAGCUGUGAUAUUGCAUACGUUGAUGAAAUAGACAUUUCUGGUGCAAUUAUUGUUUAAACGUAGUGCUGAAUGUUUACAGAAUAAGAGUCAUUAUAAACGCUGCAUUGGUUUCUGUCCCUUGUUUACAAACUCGUUUUACUGGGAAUAGUUUGUCCAGCGGAAUACUCGCCUUCCUGCCGGUCAAAACCUGAUAUACGGCGAGCUGAUUAUUACCGAUCGCAGUCAUGAUGAACGCGUCCAUAAUGUCGAGGGUGAAAGUCAAUAAUCUGGGUCCAGAUGGUCACAGUUGUUUAGACUUGGGUGUCGUUAGCCCAUGUUUUGGAGAUGCAAUUUGCGCAAACAAACUAAACAAUUCAGCAGUAUUUUUUGUAUUUUUGUCUUCAUUUUAAGUACUUUAAGUUAAGAAUUAGCAUGUUCUAUAAGAAACUUCUCCGAUACUUGGUCGUUGAGAUAAAGUUAUAUACUUACUAAUUGUACGAUCAUUUCCGGCUGUAUCAUAUUUUUUGUUAAAAUAAAUUUGUU